Gymnogyps californianus (California condor) is the source of this 4175-nucleotide messenger RNA. RefSeq names its product CD81 molecule (gene CD81). Bases 44 to 760 code for a protein of 238 amino acids. The record is from RefSeq and is a predicted model, not a curated record. NCBI's taxonomy places the organism in Eukaryota, Metazoa, Chordata, Aves, Accipitriformes, Cathartidae. The transcript is spliced from 8 exons. Gene Ontology annotation, cellular component: membrane.
AGGGGAGCCGUCGCCGCCGCCGCUGCCCGCCUCGCCCGCCGCCAUGGGGGUGGAAGGCUGCACCAAGUGCAUCAAAUACCUCCUCUUCGUCUUCAACUUCAUCUUCUGGCUGGCCGGCGGCAUCAUCCUGGGAGUGGCCCUGUGGCUCCGGCAUGACUCGCAGACGACAAAUAUCCUCUACCUGCAGCUGGGGGACAAGCAGGCCCCUAACACCUUCUACGUCGGAAUCUACAUCCUGAUCGCGGUCGGAGCUGUCAUGAUGUUCGUGGGGUUCCUGGGAUGCUACGGCGCUAUUCAGGAGUCUCAGUGCCUUCUGGGAACGUUCUUCACUUGCCUGGUGAUCCUGUUUGCCUGCGAAGUUGCGGCUGGAAUCUGGGGAUUUGUCAACAAAGACCAAAUAGCCAAAGAUGUGAAACAGUUCUAUGAUCAAGCGUUUCAACAAGCGCUCAUGGCAGAAUCGGAGACGAACAACGGGAAAGCUGUAGUGAAGACCUUUCAUGAAACGCUGGACUGCUGUGGUCCCGAUACUGCAACAGGAGUCGUCACUCCCCUGUGGAGAGACGACCUCUGCCCAAAGAAGGACGCCUUCCUGAAAAACCUUUUUGAGUCCUCGAACUGCCACAAAAAAAUCGACGAGCUGUUCUCCGGGAAGCUGUACCUGAUUGGUAUCGCUGCCAUCGUGGUCGCCGUGAUCAUGAUCUUCGAAAUGAUCCUAAGCAUGGUGCUGUGCUGUGGCAUAAGGAACAGCUCCGUCUACUGAGCCGUGAGAACCGGGGAGGGGAAGGGGGGAGCAGGGCAGAUGGCGCUAGAGGGGACCCCAAGUGCCACCAAGUGACCAGGAGACAUUUCAACAAAAGACAAAGAAAACUAUGUAUAUAAAUACUUCCAAUAUUACCAUACAGUACUUAUCAUUUUUAUUUUGAAGUACUUUUUUUUUUUUAAAUAAAUAAAACUUUCCCGUAUCCUUGUGGCUGAGUUAGUUACACAUCAGUUUUGUGUGAUGGGGAAAGCUGCUGUAGCAGUAGAUCGAGUCCUUCCUCCCCCUUCCCCACCCCCUGUAACUCAGAAAUAACAUUGGUGGAAGAUGUACAGAGGAGAAGGCUGCAGCCUAUUAUCAGAAAACUUUGCUUUGGUUUUUACUCUCUUUUUCAACACUGACUUUUUUGUAUACAUAAUUGGAUGCUGAAGCAGAAUUUAGCAUUUUUAUUCAUUUGUAGUCAUCUUUUCCUACCAUCACCCCAGCUCCCUGGCGUUUCCCAGCUGUCCAUAGGGAAGCCUGGCUGACUGCCCAAAGCCUGGGAGAGAGAGGAGAGGAGAGGAAACAGCCCCUGUCACCUGGGUGCGAUGUGUCGCGGGGGAAAUGCAAGUGCAUUGUUCCUCUCCAACCUGUUUGCAUCACUAGGUCAAUCCUUAACAGAAGUCAUGCUUAAAUUUUUUUACUCUCUGAAGAGUGGGGAUGUUUUUGGCUUUUUGUUUUUGUGGUUUUUUUCUUGGGGCUGUAACUUUAUAAAUUGGCUCAUUUCCAUUGCUUUGUUACAUUAAAGGGUCAGUGGCUGGGGGUGAAUUUUAGUCCCAGUUUUCAAAUAUCUCAAGCUGAAAAUUAAGUCACUUCUUUAACCUCCUUCAGUGUUUCUUUAUAGACGUAUAUUUUGGGGAGAGUCUAGUUCUGCACUAUGUUUCCACUGUUAAGCUAAUGCUUGCAUAUAAAUGAUAUUGGAAAAAAGAAGAAAACUUUAAAAAAAAAAAAAAGUCCUUAACCUUAGAAAUUCUGCAUUUAUGUAUUGCAGGAUGACGCUUGGGGGUUCCCAGCCAUAUGCAUACAUGUUUAAAAUUUCAUCUUUGCAUCACUCUCUUGUUCAAUGAAAUUUUCCUUAUUUACAGCAUAUUGUCGCACACUGUAGCAUUGCUGGGAAAUUGUCAUAACCUGAUUUUGGGGGAAAAAAAAAAAAGUUUAUUUUUAAGACCUUCCACUUCCAGUUACAUCAAUGGCAGGAGAUCAGCUUAUCAAAGCAAGGGAAUUCAGGAUUUUUAGAUCGCACCAGUUGAAACACUUUCUUGUGACCUGGUAAGCUUUGAUUGCCAAUUCGACGUAUGUGGCUUCUGUUGUAUGCCACUCCGUUACCAUGUAGAUAGAGGAGGAGAGUGACCCAGGAGCUAUGUAAUAAAAUCAGAGUGUCUCUAAAAAGAUGAUCUAUAUGUAUAGUUCUAUAGAUAUAUAUUUUUAAGCAAAGGCUUUUCCUUAGCCGUACGGGCACUUGAGCUGGAAAUUAUAGUAUCUCAGCUCUUUGCCACAUCGAAGCAGGUAAGGGGAGGAGUUGAAACUAGUGAUCACCUUCCCCACCUCAGGAAUAUUUCUGUUUCUUAAAGUAUUUCGCUCUCCCCCUUCGUUGCAACGAAGAGCUUCAGAUCUGAUAGGGAGGAAGAUGUGUGAUCAUUUUAAAUUAGUACCUUGUCCACUGCAUGUGGCUGCCAUGGCCUUUGCCACUACAGGAUAGGAAAUUCCUGCACUGGGGCAAACUGAUCCAUUUGGAGGCUUUUCCCCCAUUCCACUCCCCCCUUUCCUUUUCCGGCCUUUUAGUAUAUAGGGCCUUUAAAAAGUAUAUAGGUAAAUAUAUAUAUAUCAAGUUGUGCUGGGUAAGAGGAGGAACUGCUUCAACAGAACUUCAGAUUGAGGGGUUGGACAAGAAAAGAUUCAGCCUUAGAAAUAGCCUUAAAGCAACACUGCCCUGAAUGUUCACGUUGUGCACAUCGAGAACAAGACAAGGUUUUGCAGCAGGUAACCCCUUCCCCUGCUCCCCAGCGUAGCUCCUUCAGGUCAUCUACUCUGUUAUGUGGCUACAUGUAUAUGCAUCAACCAAGCAUGUGUGUUUACAUAUAUGUGCAUCGGGAUUGUAAGCACACAGAAUGGAUGUGUAACUUGCCGCCUUUUUUGUUGACUGUUGAUAAAUGUGUAUAAAUAUGCCAUUAAGCAUUUCAAUUCUGUUUUCUUUCCUUAUACCGUAUUUUUGAUAUUGUUCAGUAUUCAGUUGAUGCUGUGUCUGUAGCUGGAGCUCUGUUUGAAGACACACUGGGUCUCAACGCAGGUCAGGUGUGUCCCUGGAUGUUGUAGCUUUAGGGGUCUGGGUUGUCCCAGGCAGGAGCAAUUAGGAGAAAGUGGUACUUGGAGAGGAAGUCUGAGAGCUGUGGGAGGAAGAAGAGCCGGACAUUUGCUCAGACCAUGUCCCGCACGGGCUGCAGUUUGCUCUCUGGCUUAUUUCAGAGGUGGCUUGUCACUGUGGGGAGCUCCCUGGGCCACCUCCUGUCCCUGCGGCUGCUGCAGGAAAGGUGCUGCAAGAGGGGAACAGCCAGCGGCUGGGAAGGUCGUGGGAGCGGGCAGAAGGAGUUUUGCAGGGAGAGGGUAAUGCUUUCUUUAGAGUUACUAGCUGAGAGACCCCAUGUUCAAUGGAAUGGUCAUCAGCUGUAGCAGGAGGGGUCAGCCCUGGGAGAAGAGGGACAGAGAGGAACCAUCAUGCUUAAGAACGAUGAAGUAGCUGAGAAACCCUCACAGAAAAAACUACCCACUUGUGUCUCCUCUAGUCUGGCCUCCUGUGAAGCUGGACCUGAGUUAAAACAAACUAGAGAGGGAGUGGUGAAAGGCUGAGGGGACUCGCCCUGUUGCAAGCACUCCGGAUCCAAAAGCAACAGGGCUCUUCUGCCAGUUGGUCGGUCCUAAAGCUGGCUGAGGUGAAGGGGAAAGAACCACUAGGUAGGACCCCUGCCCUGCCUCAGACCCUCUCCUGUGUACCUGUGCAUUUGUGUGUGCAACAUGGGGCCCCGUCCUGCUCCCCUCCGCACCCCCAAAAAACAAACUAAGGAUGAAAUUGUGGGCUGUAAAUACAAACCCCUCCCUCUCCAGGGAAUCAUCCUCCUGGAGCUAGUGACAGCUGAGAAAAUGGCUGUGAGCUGAGGCGGGGAGGAGGAGAGAGGCUGGUGGGGAAGAGGAGAGUCAACUGUCCAGGUCUAAGUUCAAAGACCACAUCGAAAGGUCAAACAGAGCCGCUGGCAGCUUAACUGAAUGCUUGGGAUUUUUUCAUACUGUGGAGCAUGCCACAAAGCAGUGUGUUUAACUUCUUUCUGCCUUUUUUUUUUAAAGAAAUGGAACAAAAAUCAAUUUAAUAAACAUUUCUCAUAGUGUG